AGUGAAAAUUACCGAAUUGAGUAUCUUCGAGGAAACAGAGUGACACACACUGCAAAUUUUUAGCUAUUUCGGGCUGGUAUUUUUUAUUUUAUUUUUGGUUCUCCUUGUUCACUUCGAUUCAAGACCUUCCUGAAGCUCCGAGUUCAGUCUUACUUUGUAGUUAGUGUUGGCGAUUCUUUCUUUUGAAGGCCGUUACCAGAAGCCAUGUUUCUUCUUUGAUGGAAUAGGUCCCGGACCUAGUAGGACUUGAGGUUGUCUCUCUGUUCCCAUAGGGUUCUUGUCUGUAGAGUUCCGAUGGCGGCUGUCAACCUGCAGGCGCUUCCUUUCGAGGACCACUUGCGGGGCCCCAUACGGAUCGACGAGGAGGAGGGUGAGUACGAGAAUGGUGCUGACGACGAUGCUAUGGUCAACGUGGAAGAGGUCCACUUGAAUUCUGUGAACGUUGCGGAGUGUUGCGGCGUAAGUGUUGGACGAGGAGUGAAUAUGGCGUCCCGGACCAGUGAGCUCACUCUCUCUUUCGAAGGCGAGCUCUACGUGUUCCCAGCUGCGACGCCUGAAAAGGUACAGGCAGUGCUCUUGCUUCUAGGUGGACCAGAUGUACCAACCAGUUUGCCCACAAUUGAAGUAUCUUGUAAUCAAAAUAACAGGGGCAUGGGUGAGACUCCAAAGCACCCAAAUCUUUCACGGCGAAUAGCUUCCCUGGUCAGGUUUCGUGAAAAACGGAAAGAGAGAUGUUUUGACAAAAAAAUUCGCUAUACUGUGCGAAAAGAAGUUGCGCAGAGGAUGAACCGUAAGAAUGGACAGUUUGCAUCCUUGAAAGAAAGUUCGACUGCUACAAAUUGGGAUUCUUCUCCCAGUAAUCUUCAAGAUGGUACUCCUAGUGCGGAAACUGUUUUACGCAGAUGUCAACAUUGUGGUGUUAGUGAAAAUAAUACUCCUGCAAUGCGUCGUGGGCCAGCUGGACCAAGGACUUUAUGUAAUGCAUGUGGUCUAAUGUGGGCAAAUAAGGGAACAUUGAGGGAUCUCAGUAAGGGGGCAAGGAAUAUUUCCAUGGACCAUAUGGAACCUGAAACCCCAGUUGAUGUCAAGCCAUCAAUUACAGAUGGAGACUUCUGUGACAACAAGGAUGAGCAUGAAACUCCCGAAGACCUGUUUAAAAAGCCUGAAAACAAAGGAUUCAAAAAGCCUCCUGUUAACCCCGAUGAGGAAGGUUUGCAUGGAACUGCUGAAGAUCUUUCAGAUACUCUUCCCGAUGGGAUUGUUCAUUCCUCAGUCAAUGAUGAUGAGCAGGGUCCUUUGUUUGAGCUUGCUAAUCCUUCAGAUACAGAAAUAGAUCUACCCGAUAACUUUGAUUAGAAGGUCAACAUUUGAUGAUGCUUGUAAAGUAGGGGUAUUUAGGGAUUUCAUAGUUGCUAUAAAUUACAAACAAUCGUGGAGGUGAACACCUGGUGCAAUGAUCAUCUUGUAAAUGGAGGAUUGCACUGCAGAUUUCAGAUGACAUUAGAUUCUUGGCCGAUAGUUGAUGUUGUUGAUACAAGUGGUUAGGAGAAACACUUUUACUUGUAUGUGAUUUAUUUAUUAGGGCUGUUCUGAUUGCUUAAUAUUUUUGUCAUUUUUCCAUUUUUGUCUCAUGUAAAAAGUGUCGAUUGAUUGUGGUUUUUGGAUUGAUCAUGAAUGGUCACGGUACCUUGAUGUGAAGUGUAUUUCUUUCUGUCUUCUUACAGAGGGUAUACUUGCUCAGGAUGAAUUCCAAUUUGAUAUUUGGUUGGCAAA
Messenger RNA from Carya illinoinensis, 1773 nucleotides. RefSeq names its product GATA transcription factor 24-like. Bases 295 to 1356 code for a protein of 353 amino acids. The transcript is spliced from 11 exons. Lineage: Eukaryota; Viridiplantae; Streptophyta; Magnoliopsida; Fagales; Juglandaceae. Gene Ontology annotation, biological process: regulation of DNA-templated transcription. Gene Ontology annotation, molecular function: sequence-specific DNA binding; zinc ion binding; protein binding. The record is from RefSeq and is a predicted model, not a curated record.